Leucoraja erinaceus (little skate) is the source of this 3169-nucleotide messenger RNA. RefSeq names its product WD repeat domain 3 (gene wdr3). Gene Ontology annotation, molecular function: protein binding; snoRNA binding. The coding region runs from base 128 to 2941 and encodes 937 amino acids. The transcript is spliced from 27 exons. Gene Ontology annotation, cellular component: Pwp2p-containing subcomplex of 90S preribosome; small-subunit processome. The record is from RefSeq and is a predicted model, not a curated record. Gene Ontology annotation, biological process: maturation of SSU-rRNA. NCBI's taxonomy places the organism in Eukaryota, Metazoa, Chordata, Chondrichthyes, Rajiformes, Rajidae.
GUCUGUCUGUCUGUCUCUGUCUGCGUCUGUCCGCGAAGCCCUGUGGCACCCGUGGAAGAGAGAGGCCCAGGGGUGAGCAAUCUUUGGGGAUCCCCACAUCAGUGGUGCAUCAGCAUAGACCGCGGACAUGGGCCUGACCAAGCAGUACCUGCGCUACAAGGCCAGCGCUGUGUUUGGUGUGAUCGCCAGCCACAAGGCAAACAUAACCCUGGUACAACUGCGGGGAGAGAGAGGCCGCUAUGUGGCUGUGGCAGCUUGUGAGCACGUCUUCAUUUGGGAUAUCCGCAAAGGAGAGAAGAUAUGGAUUCUGAAGGGCAUGAAACAUGAAGUGACCUAUCUGUGCUGUGCCCCUGAUGGGCUGCACCUGGCUGUGGGAUAUGAAGAUGGAUCGAUACGGAUAUUCAAUGUAAUGACUGGAGAGAGUCACGUCACCUUUAAUGGUCACAAAGCUGCAGUGACCACUCUCAGCUACGACGGCCUUGGUGCACGGCUCGUCUCAGGAUCAAAGGACACAGAAAUCAUCGUCUGGGAUGUGAUCAAUGAGAGUGGAUUAUACCGAUUGAAAGGCCAUAAAGAUGCCGUUACACAUGCCACAUUUCUGAAAGGCAGGAAUUUUCUGGUUUCAAGCUCCAAGGACACGUUAGUGAAAUGGUGGGAUUUGGAGACACAGCAUUGCUUCAAGACCAUGGUUGGACAUCGGAGUGAGGUUUGGAACUUUGUGCUGCUUUCAAACGAGAUGCGAAUGAUGACUGGCUCGUCAGACAGUGAGCUGAGAGUGUGGGACAUCCAGUACCUGGAUGAGGCAAAAGAACCUGGAGAAACAGAUGUGAAAAAGACCAAACGUUCCUCAGAAUACACUGAAUUCAUGGAGGAGUUGAAUGAUGAGCCUGAAGAGCAUUUACUGACUUGUGAGAAGGUUGGAUCCAUCUUUAGGGAGGGCAGGGAUCGAGUUGUUUCCUUGGCGUCCGAUCUCAGUCAAAGAAUUGUUGUCUGUCAUGGCACCAGUGAUGUUCUCGAGGUUUUUAAGGUCUUAAAUGAUGAGGAGGUGAAGAAAAAGAUUGAAAAGAAACAAAGGAAAACCAAGAAAAAGGCAAAGAAAAGAGCGGAAUCUGGCGAAGAUGUCACUGAGUUGGAAUCGACUGUGGAACAAACCCUAAAGGAUGAGAUUGAGGUGUUAACAAAAAUUAAAGCCUCAGCUAAGAUCAGAUCGGUCAGUUUUCUUUCGUUGCCAAACGGGGAGGUGAAGAUUGUGGCACUGUUGCAGAACAACACAGUUGAAGCGUUCAACCUGAACUCCACAGGAAUUACACCAGAGUACACAAACUUUGCCAGAAUAACCAUUGCAGGCCACCGGACCGAUACAAGAACCCUGGCCUUCAGCUCUGACAACAUCGCAGUACUUUCUGCCUCAGCUGAGACGGUCAAAAUAUGGAACAGGUCCAGCCUGCAGUGUAUCAGGACCAUGGCUUGUCAGUACUCACUCUGCUCUCUGUUUGUCCCUGGGGACAGGCAGAUUAUUUUGGGGACCAAGUCUGGAAAGCUGCAACUCUUUGAUUUAGCAUCAGGACAUAUGUUGGAGACAUUGGAUGGCCACGAUGGAGCAGUAUGGUCUAUUUCACUGGCACCUGACCAGCGUGGCAUUGUUUCUGGAAGUGCUGACAAGACGGUGAAAUUUUGGGAAUUUGAGUUGGUGAAGGAUGAAAAUUCCUCACAGACAAGGCUGUCUCUGAAUCACACCCGCACUCUUCAACUGGAUGAAGAUGUCCUGGCUGUGUGUCACAGCCCCAAUGGGAGGCUACUGGCUGUGUCCCUACUAGAUUGUACUGUGAAAGUAUUCUACACGGACACGCUCAAGUUUUUCCUGUCACUUUAUGGACACAAGCUACCUGUGCUUUGUAUGGAUAUCUCUCAUGAUAGCUCUCUGAUCGCAACUGGCUCAGCGGACAGGAAUGUGAAGAUUUGGGGAUUGGAGUUUGGAGACUGCCACAGGUCACUUUUUGCACACGAGGACAGUGUAAUGUCUUUGAAGUUUGUGGCAAAAACUCACCUCUUCUUCACUGCUGGGAAAGACAAGAAAAUCAAACAGUGGGACGCUGACAAGUUUGUGCACAUUCAGACCCUGGAAGGGCAUCAUGGUGAAGUGUGGUGUUUGGCCAUCAGCCCCAAUGGAGAUCACAUCGUUUCUUCCUCUCAUGAUAAGUCUCUACGGCUGUGGGACCGCACAAGGGAGCCGAUCAUCCUGGAGGAAGAGAGAGAAAUGCAAAGAGAAGCGGAAUUUGAAGAGAGUAUGGCAAAAGAGAGUGAACCGGUGGUUCCCGGAGAGAGGGCAGGAGAAGCAGGUUUAGCUGGGAAGAAGACGAUAGAAACUGUUAAAGCUGCUGAGCGUAUCAUGGAAGCAAUCGAACUAUAUCGGGAAGAGACCAAGAAACUGGAGGAACACAGAAGAGCCUGUGCAGCGGCAGGCAAAGAGCUGCCUGCACCAACCAAUCCUAUACUGGCCGCACAUGGAAAUAUUUCUCCGUCGCGCUACGUCUUGGAUGUUAUUCGAAAAGUCAAGUCUAGUGAAUUGGAGGAAUCGCUUCUUGUGCUGCCAUUUUCCUACAGCCCUGAUCUGCUAACUCUAUUCAAUGAGUACAUUCAACUUUCUCUGGAGGUUGAGCUCAUUUGCCGAUGCCUCUUCUUCUUGCUCAGAAUACAUUUUGGACAGAUUACAAGUAAUCAGAUGCUUCUUACAGUCAUUGACAGUUUGAGGAAAAACACAAUCGGGAAGAUAAAUGAAAUGAAGGAUGUUAUUGGUUUUAAUAUGGCUGGGCUGCAGUUUUUACAACGGGAGAUGGAAGCAAAAGAAGAUGUGACCUUCUUUGCCGACGCAACCGAGAGGUUCGUGGAGAAGAAAAGGAAAAGAAAGAUAAAAGAGAGAGCUGUCCUGGCGAUUGCAUAAUGUUCACUUUUGAGGAAUAUCCACGUUCACAAUUGGAUCAUAAAAUACUGCAGUUUCUCAGCAGAUCUGUGAGAAAUGUAUAUCUAAUUGAAUCAAUGAGGGACAUUCCAAUUCACCCAAAUUCACACCAGAGAUAUAAACAAUGUCUGAGUCUUGCUGAUUAUUUUUAUAAUUAUUUGGAAAAUAAGUUACUCUGUACCCGUGUUUUAAUAAAAGGAUUUCUUAAAA